UUUAAAUCAAGAGAUUAGCAUUUUUGUUUACUUGGAAAGAAAGACAUGGAGACGUGCAAAUUAGAGAAGCGAGGUAAGAUCUUCAUUUUGACUUUGACCGGCGAAGACGAGCACCGUUUAAACCCAAUCCGAAUCGACGCAAUCCGGUCAGCACUUAACCAAAUCCGCUCCGACUCAAGCUCACUUUCCGGUUCCGUUCUCAUCACCACUGCUCAGGGCAAGUUUUUCUCCAACGGCUAUGAUCUUGCCUGGGCAGGCUCUUCACCGGACAAGAUCCGUUUAAUGUCUUCCAAGCUCGGAGAUCUUGUUGCCGACCUAUUAUCCUUUCCUAUGCCUACAAUCGCCGCCAUCACCGGCCACGCCUGUGCCGCCGGAAUGAUCUUUGCUCUUUGCCAUGAUUAUAUUGUUAUGAAGAAAGAUCGAGGGUUUUUGUAUAUGAGUGAAAUGGAUAUUGGGCUGAAGAUUCCGGCUUGGUUCAUAACCGUCAUAAGCUGCAAGAUUGGCGACGCUAGAGUACGGCGAGACGUGGUGCUGAGAGCAAGGAAGUUAACGGCGAAGCAAGCAGUGGAGAGUGAAAUCAUCGAUGCUGCGUUUGAGACGGUGGAGGAGACGGCAAAAGGGGCUGUGGAAUUAGGUGAGGAGUUGGUUAAAAAGGGAUGGAAUGGCCAAGUUUACAGUGAGAAUAGGAAGGAGCUUUACAAAAAGAUUUUAGAUAAGCUUGGAGACGAUGAAACCACAGAUGAUGUUAACAAUGUUGCAAUCGCAACCUCCAAAAUGUAAUGACAGUGAUUUGGCUGACAUACUUGUCUUGAAUAAGGCUCAUAUUUUAGUAACUCCGUAUGUUGGGAGAAUGUUGUUUAAAAAGUGCUGUUAAAGGUUGUCAAACUUGAUAUCCAUUCAUUGGUUUGAGUGAAAAUAUAACUCUAUCUUAUUUUAUUUUGUGUGAA
Molecule: messenger RNA, 947 nt
Organism: Hibiscus syriacus
Lineage: Eukaryota; Viridiplantae; Streptophyta; Magnoliopsida; Malvales; Malvaceae
Product: enoyl-CoA delta isomerase 1, peroxisomal-like
Exons: 2
Coding region: 46-780 (244 amino acids)
Biological process (GO): fatty acid beta-oxidation
Cellular component (GO): peroxisome
Molecular function (GO): enoyl-CoA hydratase activity; delta(3)-delta(2)-enoyl-CoA isomerase activity
Source: RefSeq, a predicted model, not a curated record